Ipomoea nil (Japanese morning glory) is the source of this 2670-nucleotide messenger RNA. RefSeq lists its product as uncharacterized. The coding region runs from base 1 to 2670 and encodes 889 amino acids. Gene Ontology annotation, biological process: DNA transposition. Lineage: Eukaryota; Viridiplantae; Streptophyta; Magnoliopsida; Solanales; Convolvulaceae. The record is from RefSeq and is a predicted model, not a curated record. The transcript is spliced from 3 exons. Gene Ontology annotation, molecular function: DNA binding; zinc ion binding; transposase activity.
AUGGAUUCAGAUGAGUGGGGCAUGAUGACAUUAAAGGAAAAGGUUUAUGAAGUGGGAUAUAAGAAGGAAGACAACAUUAGGUUGUUUAAUUUGAGUGAUAAUGGUUUAGUAGAAUUGCUUACAGAUGAGGAUGCUUGUGUAUUAGCAAACUAUGUUGUUAGACCAAAGGUAGUAGAGAUAUGGGUUGUCUUAAGGGUGGUUGGAAAUGAUGAAACAAAUGGUGGUGAAGCUGAAAUCAGUGCAGAUGAGAGUGAGGGUGGUUCUGAUUGGCUGCAGGGGGAUUCUGCAGGUGAGUAUGAGAAUGAGGAAACUGGAGUAGAUGACUUAGAGUUUCUGAAGUAUAUUGAUCCAAAUGUUGAGUAUGGAGGUGAUGAGGAUGGUGGUUGUGAUAGAGUUGAAGAAAAUACUGAAACAUUGGAUCCAAAGUAUAUCAAUGCUGAGAUCCAUUUCUCUGGCAGUGAAGGGGAAGAAACUGAGGGAAAUGUGAGGUCUGUGGGAUAUGUUAGGGAAUCUGGUGAGGGAAAUGGGAGGGAAUGUGUACCUCCUAGGCCAGUUUUGCCAUCUCCACUGUGGCUUGGGAAAACAUUUCUUACCAAAGGAGAUUUUAGAGAAGCUGUGAAAACAUAUGGGUUACAAUUUGGUAAGGAGUUAAAAUUUGUGAAGAAUGACAAGGUUAGGUGUAUUGCCAAGUGUGUGCAAGAGGGCUGUAAUUGGAGGGUUAACUGUAGAAGAGAUCCAGAUGAACAAUGUUGGAGAAUUAUUGUUUUAGUUGAUGAGCACAAUGAUUGUGCAUGGGUACAUGAAAACAGAUUGGUAACUGCCUCACUAAUUGCAAAAAGAUGGAGAAAUCAGAUUGAUGGGAAUAGUGAAUGGAAAACUAGUGAAUUUAGAAAGAAAGUAUGCACUGAGGAUCACCAUGACUUAACUGUUAGGCAAGCAUACAAUGCAAUGUGUUUGGCUAAGAAGGCAAUCAAGGGUGAACUAGAAGACAACUUCAACAAAAUUUGGAAUUAUGAGUUGGAGAUAAAAAAAACAAAUCCAAACACAAGGUUUCUUACCAAGUUAUUUGAUUUAAGAUAUGAGGGUGGCAAGCACAGAUUGCUUAGAGUUUAUAUCUGCUGGGAGGCUUGUAGAGAGGGUUUUAAGCAUUGUAGGCCACUAGUAGGUGUGGAUGGAUGUCACCUUCGAGGCAAAGCAGGAGGGAUGAUGCUUACUGCCAUUGGUGUAGAUGCUAAUGAUAGCAUAUUUCCAAUUGCAUAUGCCAUAGUAGAAGGGGAAAAUAAAGACUCCUGGUGUUGGUUCUUGAAAUUAUUAAAAACAGAUAUUGGGCUAAAUAACCUUAGGCAACAAAAUUACACCUUCAUGUCUGACAAACAAAAAGGCCUUAUCCCAGCAUUUGAAGAAGUUUUACCCCUAGUGAAUCAUAGAUACUGUGUAAGACACUUGCAUGGCAAUAUGCAAGUAGCUGGAUUUGGGGGAUUACCACUAAAAAAUGCACUUUGGAAAGCAGCUAGGGCUACAACUAUCAGCACAUUUAAAGAUGCAAUGAGAGAGUUAAGGGAUCUAGAUAGCACAGCAUUUCAAUGGUUGAAUGAUAAACACCCAAGUGAGUGGUCCAAAUCUCAUUUCAAUACAACUGCCACAUCUGAUAUGCUUGUCAACAACAUUUGUGAGUCCUUCAAUGCAAUGAUAAAAGAUGCAAGGGACAGUCCACUCAUCAAUUGCUUGGAGAUUGUGAGAAAACAAAUAAUGAUAAGGCUGUUUGAAUGUAGAAAGCAGGCUGCUCAAUGGUCAGGGACAAUCUGUCCAGGGAUAGUAAAGAAGAUCUCAGUAUUUGAGGAGCAAGCUGGAGGUUAUUGGGGGUUUCAGUCUGAUGAAUUCUUGUUUGAAAUAAAAGGGUCAUAUGAUCAACACCAAGUUGACCUUAGAGCAAAAACGUGUUCUUGUAGGAAAUGGGAUCUCACAGGAUUACCAUGUAGGCAUGUUAUUCGUGCUAUUUGGUUGAAAAAAGGAAAUGGGCCUAUAUAUGAGUAUGUCGAUUCAUGUUACACAGUUGAUACGUAUGUGAAAACUUAUUCAGGAUCAAUUCACCCAAUGGCUGGGCCUUCUGAGUGGCCCCAAUCUGAUAUAGAACCUCCUUUACCCCCACUUGUCACAACUAAAGUUGGGAGACCAAAAAAAUUGAGAAUAAGAUCAGCUGGAGAAGCAAAUAAGGGGCAAUCAUCAACUAAGAGACAGGCAGCAGCUAAGGGGCAGUUAGCAACUAAGGCAUAUUCUAGGAAGCAUGUAUCCCUUCACUGCAAAAUCUGUAAACAAAAAGGCCAUAACAGUAGGAGGUGCCCUGAUAAAUCAGCUUAUGCAAAUACAGUCCAGAACCAAUUAGGUGCUCAAGUCACUCAUCCAGCAGCUGCACAUGUCACUCAUCCACCAAUUAGAGAACCAUUUACCGCACAGGUCACUCAUCCAGCAACUGCCACUUCUGUCCAAUUGGCCUGGCAGAACUACUUAGGUGCUGAUAUCCCUCAUCAAGAAGAGAUACCAAUUCAGACACAACCUGAAUAUGGUACUGAUAUAGACAUCCAGAUUGAGCAUGAUGACCCUGCCUAUGUUUUUGAACUUCCUGUUGAAUUAGUGCAUCUAUCAAGUAAUGAAAUUCCAGGUGGGAUGUAA